Macrosiphum euphorbiae (potato aphid) is the source of this 1404-nucleotide messenger RNA. The record is from the annotation of a GenBank genome assembly. Lineage: Eukaryota; Metazoa; Arthropoda; Insecta; Hemiptera; Aphididae.
AUGUCGGGCACAGUGAAGUAUGUAGUAAAAGAUCCUUGUGCUAACUCUCAAGUUGUCCAUUUACCAACUAGAAAUCGUAAUGUUGUAAAAGGUGGCCACGAAAAACCGGAAGUCAAGAAUCUUAUUGAAAAACCACAACUAAAGUCAAUGAGAAAAAUUAUUAGAAUGAACGAUUUAAAAGAAAACAAUACUGAAAUCAUCACUGUUUCUCCAGAAUUCUUUGAUGACAGUUCGUCAGAGAUAAAAGAAGAACCUAUGUCUGAUUCAAGCUAUGAUGAUUUGGAAGUAAAUUGUGAAUAUCAAGAAGACCCUGAGGUCAUUGUUGUCCGUGGUGAUGAUUUAGAUCAAUCUAGUAGUAGCGAUUUAGAAUUCAUAGAAGACAUAAGACAUGAAGAACCCAGUAAAAGUAAAUUGCAUAAUGAUGUCAACUCUUCCGAUGUUGUCGUACGAACAGACAUUUUAAAUGAUUUAUUAGAAGGGCGUAUAACCAAAACUACCAAAAAACUUCUUGAUUCUACUAAGAUUUCUUAUUUGCCUAUGCAGCUAACUCCGAAUGAAUUUCGUUCUACAUAUACUAAUGAAAAAAGCCCAUUUAAAGUUCGGCCUAUAAAAGCUAACAAAGGUUUGAGACAUUUCUCCAAAAGAGUAUGUGAUAAAGUUAAGACUAAAAUGGUUACCACGUACAAAGAAGUGGCAGAUGAAUUAGUGGCUGAAUGUGUGGGCAACAGUAAUAGCCCAACGUUUUUAUAUGAUCAAAAAAAUAUUAGACGCCGUGUGUAUGAUGCCUUGAAUGUAUUAAUGGCUUUAGAUAUAAUUGCUAAGAAUAAAAAAGAUAUAACCUGGAAAGGGUUACCAACUGGAUCAAUACAAAACAGUGUAUAUCUUGUUCAAGAAAAAGAAAACCGCCUUAAUAGUGUAAAAAGAAAACUUUUAGCUCUUCAAGAGAUCAUUAUGCAAGAAGUAGCUAUUAAACGUUUAGUGAAACGUAAUCAGGAUAUGGAAAAUGAAUUUGGUCCUCCACCUAAUAACACAUUUGUUAAUCUUCCCUUUAUGGCAAUUAGUGCGAAUGAAGAUACAUCUGUUGAAGUAGAAAUAUCAGAAGACCAAAAACAAUAUGGAAUGAGUUUCAAUGAUAAAUUUAGCAUGGUUGACGACACUGAAAUUUUGAAAACUAUGGGUUUUACUUUAGGGUUAGAUCGCGGUGAAGUCAGCAAUGAAGACUUGAACAUUUUAAAAACAUUAGUACCCAAAGCUUUUGAAAAACACAUUGUUAUGAUGGCUACCAAAAAUGGAGAAAUGUUUAAUGAUAUCUGUAAGGAAUUUGAUGAGAAAAUUAGGUCUGCUGAAAUUGAACAAUCUCCAUCAAGGCCCAAUAUUAUUAAUAGAAGAAAAAAUAAGAGAUAA